CACUGUACAGAAAGUACUUUGUCAAGUCACCAUUUUCUAUGAGAAAAUGGUCAUGGCAGGAGAAAAAAACACACUCACAAACAGAUAAUGUAACAGCUGUUCAUAAUUCUAACACACUGCCAGGGCCACUCAACAUGAUCCUUCUGACAGAACACAAUAUAAUUGUUCUCCUCUUCCUUGUUCAUUUGUUGAGUAAUUAUAAGAUUCUAAGGAAAAGGCUGUAGGUAUGCAUGACUAACUGCCUGCAUGAUGACAAUGCUCAUGUGAUACGGAAAAACAGUGAUACAUAACAUUUUGGUGAUGUGUACCUGGAGUAAAGGGACUUUGGCAAGAUAUUUAGAAUGAAACCAGUGAUUUGCCUUCCCAUUUUCUAGCUUCAGCCAUUAUUUCAGACAACAGUGGCACUGUGACCUAAAUUCAAUUAAAGCUCAGAUGGGGUCUGUAGCCUUCUGGGGUUCUAUAAUGGGGUCAUAGAUAUGAUACAACAGGGAGGGUCAUAAUUUAUGUAUUUGGGUCACAGCUUUCCCUUAACACCACCCCUCCAGCUGCACCCUGUCAUAUGACACCCAACCUGUGAUGCAUUACACCAGCCAGUGCUUUCCAACAGAGUUCAGAGGAAUGUGUUUGUGCAUGUCUGUUGUACUUUGCCCUGCCUCUUGCUUGGAAUAAUGAUGCACUGCCUCAAAGUGUUCCAGGAAGAAACGAUCUUUCAAGCAAGCUAUGGCCUAUAUUUGAGUGUUGUCUGUGGUUUGUUGCAACAAACUUGACUUAUUUUUGGGAAUUUCAAUGACCCAACAAUAGCUGUGAAUGGAUCAAAAGUAGAGAGGCUUAUAAUGUUAAUUUAACUCUUAUCAGUUAAUGGACUUUGAUUAGUUUAAUGUGCCAUUUUGGGUGGGACGUUCAGUUCCACGUCGAAACGUAUCAUAACAAACUAGCACACAAGUUUCAUCAGAGCUUCAGUGACUAGUUUGAAUGGAUCUGGUGAAACACACCGGCGGUUGCCACUGUGGGGCUGUAAGAUUUGAAGUCCUAAGUUCCCCAGACCUCCAUGUUUUCCAAUGCAACUGUAGCAUUUGCACAAAGAAACAAAACCAUCAUUUCAUUGUUCCAAAGAAUCACUUCACACUCUUACAGGGGUCAGAUUAUCUGAUCACAUAUACGUUUAACACUCACAUUGCUAAACACACCUUCUGUAAGACUUGUGGAGUUCAAAGUUUCUACACUCCACGCUCCAACCCUGACGGCUACGGCGUUGCUCCACACUGUCUGGAUCCAGGUACUGUCCGCAGCGUCACAGUGGAGACGUUUUGUGGGGAGAAGUGGGAAGAAAGCAUGCAAGCUCACAAGAGCAUCAGAGAUAUGUCUAAACCUGAAGCAGACGCACAGCUGAAAAACACACAAUGACAACACUGUGAUUUAAGAAUCAAGCUUAUUUUAAUCAUCAGUAUCAAAAAUGUUUUACAGUAUUUUUUAAUAAUCUUUGACAUAAGAUUACAAAACUGUAUCCGUAGUGUUGCUUUCAUACAGUGUAAUGACAAUAAAGAUGUUUGAGAAACGAAAA
This is a messenger RNA of Gymnodraco acuticeps, 1561 nucleotides long. RefSeq names its product centromere protein V (gene cenpv). Lineage: Eukaryota; Metazoa; Chordata; Actinopteri; Perciformes; Bathydraconidae. The record is from RefSeq and is a predicted model, not a curated record. Bases 973 to 1404 code for a protein of 143 amino acids. The transcript is spliced from 5 exons. Gene Ontology annotation, molecular function: carbon-sulfur lyase activity.